GUAUCAUCGAAUUGCAGGAGAUGCGCUCAAGAGCAAGACGUAGAUGGAUUGUCUUGCGAAUUGUCUUGCGGGGUGAACAACAGAAGGCUGCGGAGAUACGAUACAAAGCAUGAAACAUUGCAGACAAAACGACUUGUCAUGUUUUAUCCUUUUCCAGUGCAGUCUUCCUGUUCGUCAAGUUCACGAUGACGUUCUCCAUUCUCCCGGAACAUGGUUGCGUCAACUGCGCCCAGCUCGAGGAACCGACGGAAGUGCGAGCGCUCAACUUUCAAUUGCCGGCGAAGCUCCACCGCGUGAGAGACUCGGUCGGAGACGUUACCCGGUCAUCGGUUCACACACACCGAUUGCAAGAUCGAUGUCGAUCCUCGGGAAGGGAGAGACGCACGAGCUGUGGCAACAGCAUCGCAUGAUUCGCAUCAUGGCAUGAUGCGU
Molecule: messenger RNA, 432 nt
Organism: Zymoseptoria tritici IPO323
Lineage: Eukaryota; Fungi; Ascomycota; Dothideomycetes; Mycosphaerellales; Mycosphaerellaceae
Exons: 1
Coding region: 110-427 (105 amino acids)
Source: RefSeq, a predicted model, not a curated record